Vigna unguiculata (cowpea) is the source of this 3720-nucleotide messenger RNA. The record is from RefSeq and is a predicted model, not a curated record. Lineage: Eukaryota; Viridiplantae; Streptophyta; Magnoliopsida; Fabales; Fabaceae.
AUGGUCAUAACCAUAGAAGUAGAAAGCUUUGCAGUCAAAAAAGUACUCAUCGACCAAGGAAGCUCCGUAGAUAUCUUAUAUUGGAAAACUUUCAACAAGCUGCAAAUACCACCAGCCGACCUCACCCCCCAUGAUGAACCCAUAUACGGAUUUUCAGGCGAAAGGGUCCCAACCAAGGGAUACAUCGACCUCCAUACCACCUUUGGAGAAGGAAGACAAACAAAGACCAUACCCAUCCGCUACCUGGUCGUGGAGGCCCAUACAUCCUACAACGUACUUUUGGGAAGACCAUCCAUAAAUGCCUUAGGAGCCAUCGUGUCCACCCCGCACCUCGCCAUGAAAUUCCCAUCCCCGCAAGGCGAUAUAAUCACGAUACACGGCGACCAGCGCGCCGCAAGGGAAUGUUAUAUGGCAAGCCUAAAACUCCCCCACCCACCCUUGGCAACCCACAACAUCGAGCAUUCCAAAACAGGAGCAACCUUAGCAGGAGACGACCUAGAUCCCAGAAUGACCUCCGAAGCCAGAGUCGAGCCUGUCGGGGGCAUACGACAACUCCCCCUAGAGCAGCCAAACCAAUUCCUCCAAAUAGGCACCACCAUCCCUGAAAAUGAAGCACAUCACAUCGAACACAUCCUCAAAAAGAACGCCGACCUCUUCGCUUGGUCCGCAGCAGAUCUCCCUGGCGUACACCCCAAGGUGGCCUCCCACCGGUUGUCUGUCUUCCCUAACGCCAAACCUGUCUCCCAGAAAAAGAGGAAGCUCAGCGAAGGCAGGAGGCAAGCAGCAAUUGAAGAAGCUAAAAAACUAAAGCAAGCUGGCUUCAUCGGCGAAGCGCAGUACACAACCUGGCUAGCAAAUGUGGUGCUCGUGAAGAAACCCAACAGUAAGUGGCGGAUGUGCGUCGACUACACAGACCUCAACAAAGCAUGCCCGCGAGACGCAUACCCACUCCCCAGCAUUGACAGACUCGUCGAUGGGGCCGCAGGGCACGCAGUACUUAGUUUCCUUGAUGCCUAUUCUGGCUACAACCAGAUACCCAUGGCUGAUAAAGACAAGCUUAAAACUGCUUUCAUCACAGAAGAGGCCAACCUUUUCUAUAAGGUUAUGCCCUUUGGCCUGAAAAACGCCGGGGCGACAUACCAACGCCUUAUGGAUAGGGUCUUUCAGCCAUUCCUCGGACGGACGGUGGAGGUCUACGUUGACGAUAUCAUCGUAAAAUCCCCCAACCCCAAGCAGCACUCCACAGACUUGGCCGAAGUCUUCAAAGCCCUGCGCACAUAUAACAUCAGAUUCAACCCCGAGAAAUGCACCUUCGGAGUUGACGGUGGCAAAUUCCUCGGUUUCAUGCUCACCCAGCGAGGGAUCGAGGCAAACCCUGAAAAAUGUCAAGCAAUAAUCGACAUGAGAAGUCCCACAAAUAUCAAAGAGGUGCAACGCCUGGUUGGCAGGUUAACCGCCAUCUCACGAUUCCUCCCCAAGUUGGCCGAUCAAACCAAACCAAUGAUCAAAUUGCUAAAAAAGUCCGCCCGGUUCGUCUGGGAUGAAACCUGCGAACAUAACUUCACCACUUUGAAACAGCUGCUCACCACACCCCCAAUUCUCACCAAACCAGACCUCAACCUACCCCUUAUAAUGUACAUAGCAACAUCCGCGAGCGCACUCAGCUCCGCCCUCGUCCAAGAGAAAGACAACACCCAACAACCCAUUUAUUUCACCAGCCGGAUCCUCCAAGACACGGAAACACGGUACCAGAUGAUAGAAAAGGUAGCCCUUGCACUGGUAACUGCCGCACGACGACUGCGCCCGUACUUCCAAUCCCACACAGUAAUCGUCAGAACCGACCACCCUGUGCAGAAAAUCCUUCAGAAGCCGGAUCUGGCAGGACGACUAUCGUCGUGGGCCAUCGAGUUAUCAGAAUUCAACAUCCAAUAUGAGCCACACGGACCCAUAAAAGCACAAUGCUUGGCAGACUUCACCAAUGACCUUCAAAACCAACCACCCACCCCAGACCUUUGGUGGACCAUGCAUGUAGACGGCUCUUCGAAUCCCCAAGGUGCCGGCGCCGGAAUAGUAUUGGAAGGCCCCGGCGACAUCGUUAUUGAACAAUCCCUGCGCUUCAAUUUCAAAACCUCGAACAAUCAGGCAGAGUACGAAGCUAUAAUAGCCGGCCUCAAUCUAGCGCGCGACGUUGGCGCUAGGAAACUACUCUGCAAAACAGACUCCAAGCUCACAGUGGGGCACCUCAACGGCGACUAUCAAGUCAAAGACACCAUGCUCUUGCAAUACUACCACACGGUAACCGCCCUAGUUGAACACUUCGAGGCCUUCAGAAUUGAACAUGUCCCUCGAUGCAACAAUACCAGAGCCGACAUCCUCUCCAAGCUCGCUAGCACUAAGAAGAAGGGACAAUACAAGUCACUGUUGCAGCACACCCUGAGCAUCCCCUCCAUCGAACAGAAUAACCAAUGCCUCAGCGUUACCACAGCCGGCACCUGGAUGGAACCUCUUGUCAGGUACCUAAUAGAAGGGACGACCCCAGCAAACGAAGACAAAGGGUGGGCCCGAAAAGCGGCACGCUAUACUUUAGUCGAAGGUGAAUUGUUCAGAAGGGGCUUCAGCAGACCCCUGCUCAAGUGCAUCACACGUCAACAGGCCAAAUAUGUCAUGCAAGAAAUACACCAAGGAGUUUGUGGCUAUCACUCAGGCCCCAAAACCAUAGCGGCCAGGAUAUUGCGAGCCGGCUACUACUGGCCAACAAUGGAGGGAGAUUGCACCGCGCACACUAACAAAUGUAUCCAGUGUCAAAAGCACGGCCCCGUAACACGCAUACCCCAGGAAGAGCUCCACCAGGUAUCCUCACCAUGGCCCUUCUCCAAGUGGGGAAUGGACAUAGUCGGACCCUUCGCACCAGGCAAAGGUCAAGUGAAGUUCCUACUUGUCGCAGUGGAUUACUUCUCCAAGUGGAUCGAAGCUGAACCCCUCGCCACUAUAACCGCCAACCAGGUGCAGCGGUUCGUCUGGAAGAACAUCAUCUGCCGUUACGGUAUCCCUCACACCAUCAUAACUGAUAACGGCCGCCAAUUCAUAGACAAAAGCCUCGGCGAGUUCUAUCGUAACUUGAAAAUCACACACAUCACCAGUUCCGUCGAGCACCCCCAAACAAACGGCCAAGCAGAAGCUGCCAACAAGGUCAUCCUCGGCCAUCUUAAGAAACGACUGGACGGAGCAAAGGGGAAGUGGCCGGACGAGCUUCUCGAAGUACUUUGGGCAUACAGAUGCACACCCCAGUCAUCAACCCACGAAGCACCAUACACCCUCGUCUACGGGACCGACGCCAUGAUUCCCGUAGAAAUCGGCCAACCUUCCCUCCGCCAGUCACACCACAACCCACAAUCCAACAACGCUUGUAUGAACACCCAUCUCGACCUCCUGUACGAAAAGCGGGAAAAAGCACGUAUCCAAGACCUUGCAGCAAAGCUUAGAGCCGCUCGAAGAUACAACUCCAAACUCAAGUCGCGCUCUCUCCAUAAGGGCGACUUAGUCUGGAGGAUGGCGGCCAGUAAAGCACGGAAACACGAGGGAAAAUUUUCACCAAACUGGGACGGUCCUUUCCGUGUACUAGAAAAUGUCGGCAAAGGCGCAUAUCGUCUCGAGGAGCUUUCCGGGAAGCCACUGCCCAGCACUUGGAAUAUUUCUCAUUUAAAGUUUUACUUUAGUUAG